This is a messenger RNA of Acanthamoeba castellanii str. Neff, 1317 nucleotides long. RefSeq names its product chaperone protein DnaJ, putative. The transcript has 7 exons. The record is from RefSeq and is a predicted model, not a curated record. NCBI's taxonomy places the organism in Eukaryota, Discosea, Longamoebia, Acanthamoebidae. Bases 1 to 1317 code for a protein of 438 amino acids. Gene Ontology annotation, biological process: response to heat; protein refolding. Gene Ontology annotation, molecular function: ATP binding; heat shock protein binding. Gene Ontology annotation, cellular component: cytoplasm.
AUGAGAGCCACAAAGACCGCCUCCCACGUGGCUGCUGCCAAGUCGAUUGUGCAUAAUCAGGGCGCAAAUCGCUCAUUGGCUUCAUCUCUCCGGAGCCUCAAUGGCUCUUCCUCUUCCUCUAUCAUCUUCACCCACUCUUCCUGUUCGAAUCACACUCACUGCGGUAUCCGCAACCACUCCACCGUCUCAUCAUUCACCGCAGCGACGCGCAAGGAGGAAGAUCUCUAUGAGACGUUGGGCGUACCGCGUACGGCCUCUGCCGAUGAGAUCAAGAGGCAGUACUACAAGCUCGCCAUGCAGUAUCACCCCGACAGGAACAAGGGAGACAAGAAGGCCGAAGAGAAGCUGCAGAAGAUUAACGCUGCCUACACCGUGCUCAAGGACGAGGACAAGAGGCGGCAGUACGAUCAGUUCGGAUCGGCGGCGUUCGAUGGGUCCGGCGGUGGCGGCUUCGAGGGCUUCGACCCCAACGACAUCCCUGUGGACAUGCGCGACAUCUUUGAGGGCAUCUUCUCGGGCUUCGGUGGCGGUGGCGGCAGGAGGGCUAAGACUAAGGGUGACGACGUGGAGGUCCCGCUGCGAAUCAACUUCCACGAGGCUGUGAAUGGCUGCGAGAAGGAUAUCUCCUACAUGGGCAAGCUCCCGUGCCCCACUUGCCACGGUUCCGGUGCUGCGGCUGGCUCAAAGGCCAAGAAGUGCCCUCGUUGCAACGGUCAGGGCAUUGAGCAAAUCGCACACGGCUUCAUCCCGAUCGCCACGCAGUGCCGACAGUGCGGAGGCGAGGGCACCAUCAUCUCGGACCCGUGCGGCACGUGCAAGGGUCAGGGCAUCAUCUCGGGCAACCGAAAAAUUCAAGUCAAGAUCCCAGCGGGCGUGGACGACGGCGCCAACAUUCGUCUCGUCGGCCAGGGCGACGCUGGCAUGAAGGGAGGCAAGCCUGGCAACCUCUUCCUCCGCGUGCACGUCUCGCCGGACAAGGUGUUCAAGCGCGACGGCGUCAACGUCCACACGGACAUUCCCGUGACCCUGGCGCAGGCCGUUUUGGGCGGUACCGUCAAGGUCCCCACGCUGUCCGGCGCCGAGGUGGAGAUCAAGGUGCCUCCGGGCACGCAGCCCGAGGAGAAGCGCGUGCUGAGGAACCAGGGCGUGUCCGCCGUGGGCCAGCCCGGCACCAAGGGCCACCACUACAUCCACUUCAAGGUGGAGAUCCCCACCAAACUGACGCCGAAGCAGAAGGAGCUGAUGGAGGAGUGGCAAAAGGAGGAGGAGCAGAGCGGCGGCAUCGCCGACAAGCUGAAGGGCUACUUCAAGUCCUAA